Molecule: messenger RNA, 1113 nt
Organism: Halteromyces radiatus
Lineage: Eukaryota; Fungi; Mucoromycota; Mucoromycetes; Mucorales; Cunninghamellaceae
Exons: 3
Coding region: 30-992 (320 amino acids)
Source: RefSeq, a predicted model, not a curated record
AUCUUUCUUUUUCCCGUUUGGAAAACUUCAUGGAUCCUCCCUCUUAUUCUAUUUCUUCUUCUAGUAAUGAUGGACCACGUCCUUUAGCAGUCAAACAAGAUUUCCAUCGACGCCUUCACACAUCAAAAGCUGGCCUUUUAGCAUCUACGACAUCCUCCAACACUACCGGUUCUACAACAACGAAUUUGGCAACUCCACAAACCUUAUAUCAUUCCUUGAAUCACUUCAACUUUAAACGACCUAUACAAGAAGGUCUUUUACAACCCAAUGCGAAACGAGCCAAGAAGGUAUAUCGAUCUAUUUUACGAGAUCAACAUUUUUUAUUCGAUCUGAAACGACUGUUAUGGGAUAAAUUAAAACAACUGCAGAUGGAACAUUCACUAUUAGAGCAAAUGUGCCAAUAUACCCAACAAGAUGUAGAUGAUGUCCCACCUCUUUUCAGUCAACAUGAUAUAGACUCUCUUGACGAAGACACAGCAGCAUACCAACAGUCAAUGCGAAUGGAACAGGAAGACGGAUUGAAACAACUUAAUGAUCAAUGUUGGAUGCAAACUUUCGAUUCUCCUUAUGACACUGCUUCCACGACCACAACAAGCAACAUAUCGUUAUUAUCACCUAUUGGUAGUUCUGUAUACGAAACGGCUGAUGAAAUUGGAUCGGAUACAAGAAGUGUAAUAGAUACUUUAUCUUUACCACCAUGUCUAGAACCUUGGUCAACAACAAAAUCAGAAGAAAUGACACCAACUCAUCUUGAUACGAUCGAAGAGAAUACAACCACUGAAGAACCACUAGAUCAAUAUGAUAGCUCUAAAUAUCAAGAUUCGAUUCAAAUGGAUGACUAUUUGAACAACGAUAACAAUAAUACUACUGGAUUCGAAGAUGAUGAUUAUGAUGACGAUGAUGAUGAUGAUGACAAUGUAGAAGACGAAGAUGAAGAAACAGCGAGAAAAGCGCUAACGUUUAUGUUGGCCCAUUAUGGAAAUGACUUUUGAACAAACAACAAAUCGGUCUAGCUUGAAUUGGAUUCAUCUUUAUCCUCAUGUUUAUAUUAUAUUAUUUUAUUUUUGUACAUAGUUUUUGAAUCAAUAAAAGUCUUUUUGUUUUUAUCACAUU